AUGGAAGAUGCAAAAUCGAUUCACACUCAAAUGCCUACAAAUGGAAACUUGGAAAGGAAUGAAAAUGGUAAGGAUGUUGAUUUCAAGAAGUAUAGUGGUAUAAUUGUUUCUCUUCUAUAUCUUACUGAAUCUAGGCUGAACAUUAUGUUUAGCAUGUGUAUGUGCGUUCAUUAUCAAUCAACUCUUAAGGAAUCUCAUUUAAAAGUUGUAAGACGCAUUCUUAGGUAUCUUCAUGGUACCUCUAAGUAUGGGCUUUGGUAUUCUAAGGGAAGCGAUUAUAAUUUGGUUGGUUAUACCGAUUCCGGUUUUUUCGGUUGCAAAUCGGAUAGGAAUAAUACUAGUGGAAUUCGUCACAUGUUUUCAAAUUCCUUAGUAAGUUGGCAUAGCAAGAAACAAGCUUUUGUUGCUUUGUCAACUACCGAGGUAUACUACGUAACGGCCGGUAGUUGUUGUUCUCAAAUUUUAUGGCUCAAACAACAACUACUUGAUUUUGAUAUUAAACUAUAA
Lathyrus oleraceus (garden pea) is the source of this 507-nucleotide messenger RNA. Its product is annotated as secreted RxLR effector protein 161-like. Lineage: Eukaryota; Viridiplantae; Streptophyta; Magnoliopsida; Fabales; Fabaceae. The record is from RefSeq and is a predicted model, not a curated record. The transcript has a single exon. The coding region runs from base 1 to 507 and encodes 168 amino acids.